CUGGCUACUUUUGAAGUGGCGGAGGUCCUUUUAGCGUUCCUAAAUGGGGCUAUAGCUCGGAUGAGAAAAAGAGUCAAUCAAUAUUCGGAUAGGCCGGCAUUUCCAUAAACUCAUUCCCCGCCCGGAUUUUCAAUGAAGCCAUUCGUACUCCGGACGUCCCUCAUGUCUGCUGCAAAGUGUGUAGCUUUUCAGCUUCUUUUUCUUGACCACCAACCCUGUAUACCAUAACAUACAACACCCCCCAACUCCAAAUAAAAUGAUAUAGAAAAGAAAGAAAAAUGCGCCGCAAAGCCCAAAAAUCCCUCACCCAACUCGCCGUCUUCGGAUGUAUCCUCUUCCUCAUCUUCUUCCUAAACCGCUCCCCAUCACCCACACCCACACCCAAGAAGAGAAUCCUCAACAAAUACCCAUGGAGUAAAAUCACCUACCAAACCAGCUCCGAAGUGCCCGAAUCCCGCGGCAUCUGCCGCGGGCUCAAACGCACCUCCAAACCAGCCCUGGUCAUAUCCCGCGUCGAAGCCGAUGGCGAUCCCACCUGGCUCAACACCCUAAGCGGCAAAUACCACCUCUGCAUCUAUACCGUGGACGCACCCCCCAACCCCAAAUCCAAGUACCUCCAGGUCCCCGCCAACCGCGGCCACGAGGCAAUGGCCUACCUCACCUUCCUAAUCGACAACUACGACCAAAUCCCCUCCGCAGGCGCCGUCUUCGCCCAUGGCUCCCGCUUCGCCUGGCACAACGACCACCCAGAAUACGACAACGCCGAUCUCCUCGCAGCACUCAACAUCCCCACCGCCCUCGAACCAUGGGGCUACCACAACCUCCGCUGCGACUGGAGCCUAAGCACCUGCCCCUCAACCGUCCCACCCCAAGCCGGCCUCUCAAACACCUUCAAAGCCGUCCUCCAACCCUGGUCUGCGCGCGCAGUCUCCGACAUCGCCCUGCCCAAAGCCCUAACCUCUCUCUUCGGGCCGGCCGCUAGACUCCCCCGUAGCCAGACCAUCCGCUCGCAGUGCUGCGCACAGUUCGUCGUGUCGCGCGAUAACAUCCGUCGCCAUUCACGGGAUGAGUACGUCGCGCUGCGGCAGUGGUUGCUGGACGCGGGACGGCAUCGAGAUGCGGCGCCGCUCGACGAUCGGAUCUCCGGGCGGGUGCUGUCCUACGUGUGGCAUAUCUUGUUUGUGGAUCAGAGUCUCCUGGUUGCGGGGGGCGGGGUGGAUCUGGAUGCGUUGAACCAGCAGGCUUGUCCGUCUGCGGGGGAUUGUUAUUGUCGAUUGUAUGGGAGGUGUGGGCUUGAGAGGUGUGUGUCGGGCGGAGGGAGUUGUUUGGGGCAGUAUGCGUUACCGAAGAAUUUGAGGUUGCCGGAUGAUUGGGCGGCGACGCAUUGAGGGCGUUUUAUUGAGUUUUAUGAGUAAUGUUGGGGAUGAUGGGAUGGAUAUACGGAUGCGUACUACUUAAUUGCGGGAGUUAGGGUGUUUUUGGUCGAGUCCUGAUUGGGUUUUGUAAUAUAUAUAUAUAUAUAUAUGUCU
Messenger RNA from Aspergillus alliaceus, 1529 nucleotides. RefSeq names its product DUF3431 domain-containing protein. The transcript has a single exon. Bases 279 to 1388 code for a protein of 369 amino acids. NCBI's taxonomy places the organism in Eukaryota, Fungi, Ascomycota, Eurotiomycetes, Eurotiales, Aspergillaceae. The record is from RefSeq and is a predicted model, not a curated record.